AUGCGAGGAGGAAAGUUGAUGAUUUCCAACACCAGGAAAAGUGACGCUGGCAUGUAUGUGUGUGUUGGAACCAACAUGGUGGGGGAGAAAGACAGUGACCCUGCUGAGCUGGUGGUGUUCGAGAGGCCAGUGUUCAUUAAGCAGCCGGUGAACCAGGUUGUGUUGGCGGAGGACACGGUGGACUUCUUCUGCGAGGUGCACGGAGACCCCACUCCCACUGUCCGCUGGCGGAGGGAGGAGGGGGAGUUGCCCCGGGGCAGGUUUCAGAUCCGCAGCGACAACAGUCUGCAUCUGACCCAGGUGCGAGGCGAGGACGAGGGCACGUACACCUGCGUGUCUGAGAACAGCGUGGGCAAGGCCGAGGCGUCCGGCAGCCUGCAAGUGCACGUCGGCCCAUCCUUGCCCCCUCAGAUUGUGGUUCGGCCCCGGGACCAGAUCACAGCUCCAGGUCGCACCGUAACCUUCCUCUGCGGCACCAAAGGAAACCCUCCGCCAGCCGUGUUCUGGCAGAAAGAAGGCAGCCAGAUCUUGCUGUUCCCCAUCCAGGAGCCGUCUCAGUCCGGGCGUUUCUCCGUGUCUCUGAGCGGAGAGCUCACCCUCAGCAACGUGCAGGUGGAAGACUCCGGAUAUUACAUCUGCCAGGCCAUCAGCGUGGCCGGCAGCAUCCUGACCAAAGCCCUGCUGGAGGUGGAGAGUGCCCCUUCAGACCGGGUCCCCCCCAUCAUCCGCCAGGGACCGGCUAACCACACCUUAGCUCCCGGCUCCUCCGCCCAACUGCACUGCCACAUCAUGGGCAACCCCAUGCCCAGCAUCCAAUGGGAGAAAGACGGCCAGAGGAUCCUGGGUAACGACGGGCGCAUCAGCCUGAUGGAGAACGGCACCUUCCAAAUCACAAACCUGCAGGAAACGGACUCUGGGGUGUACACCUGCCUGGCUUCCAGCUCCAGUGGAGAGACGAGUUGGAGUGGAGUGCUCACUGUCAAAG
Molecule: messenger RNA, 985 nt
Organism: Notothenia coriiceps (black rockcod)
Lineage: Eukaryota; Metazoa; Chordata; Actinopteri; Perciformes; Nototheniidae
Product: roundabout homolog 3-like
Exons: 8
Source: RefSeq, a predicted model, not a curated record